AUGUCACCAGUGGAGUACAAUGGUACUAUACUAGAAAAAGACAACAAUAGCGACAACAAAUCUGAAAAUAAAAGCGAAAGAACUCAAAAAGGAUCACAAGAAGAGCCACUUACUAAUUUCCCCACUGAUCAUGAAUUUGCAACACUCCGUAAAGUUUCUGAAAGUGUCUCACUUUAUGCGCUUGCUAUAGUGGUUGUUGAACUAGCAGAACGUUUCUCGUACUACUCAUCAAAGGUAGUUGCACAGAAUUACAUCCAAUAUCCCCUUCCAUAUGGUAGUAUAACUGGUACUCCACUUGCUGGUGAUGUAGACACCUCUCCAGGAGUCAUGGGUAGAGGCCAACAAGUUGCAACAGGCUUAACUACCUUCUCAACCUUUUGGUCAUACUUAACACCAGUUCUUGGGGGGAUAAUUGCAGAUACACAAGGAAGAUAUAUAACAAUUAUAGCAUCAUCAUUGAUUUAUUUCAUUGGAUUACUUAUCCUCACUCUCACGUCAAUCCCAUCGGCAAUUACUAACAAUACUACACCACUCGCUGGAUGGAUCACUGCAACGAUUUUAAUUGGUCUAGGUACAGGUGGUAUUAAGGCCAACAUAAGUGUUCUUCUUGGUGAACAAAUAAAGUCAUCAGUACCAUAUACACAAGUUUUAAAAACAGGUGAGAAGGUUAUAGUUGACCCCAAUGUCACAAUCCAAAGGCUGAUGAGUUGGUUCUAUUGGAGCAUAAAUGUCGGCAGUUUAUCAAUGCUAGUGAGUCCAGCCAUCGAAAAGAACCACUCGUUCUGGUUGGCGUUUACUAUUCCAACUGUCGUAUUUGCAGCAGUUCCUUUCAUUCUUUUUGCACUUCGUAACAAACUCGUUCAUACCCCUCCACGUGGUACAGUUCUACUGGAAGUUUCACGUUUAUUGAGAAUCGUAGCGAAGAAUAUCUACUCUUUUAAUCCCAUAAGGUGGAUAAGAAAUUUGAAAGACACUCAAUCAAGUUGGAAUGCAGCAAAGCCCAGUGUAUAUGAAAAAGAACACGGGUUUGUACCCAAAUUUAUCACAUGGGAUGAUGCAUUUGUGUUAGAAGUAAAAAGAGGCUGGUCAGCAUGCAAGAUCUUCUUCUGUUUAAUAUUUUACUAUAUUUCACAAAAUCAACUCUCAAAUAACCUUGUUUCACUAUCUACAACAAUGCAAUCAGGUAAUACACCACCAGAGGUUGUCAAAAUUAUAGAUCCAAUCAUGAUUCUAGCUACAAUUCCUAUAUUAGACUUCCUCGUUUAUCCCUUUCUCAGGAAAAAGGGCAUCCGUUUCGGCCCUGUCCUUAGAAUAGCCAGUGGAUUCAUUUUAGCCUCUUUAUCGAUGGUGUAUGCAGCUGUUAUACAACAUUACGUGUACACAAUUAGUCCAUGUGGUGAGUAUGCUGCUACGUGUAACACGAAAGCGCCACAGAACCUCUGGAUUGUCGCACCAUCUUAUGCACUAAUGGCUUUGUCAGAAGUCUUCGGCCCGGUCACAGCGUAUGAACUUGCAUUAAAGAAAGCUCCCGUGAAGCUACGCGCUUUUGUCACGUCCAUAUUUCUCGUUCAGACCGCAUUUGCCAGCGCAAUCAAUGAAGCAUUAGUGAGUGUGAGUGAAGAUCCUUACCUAGUAUGGAUGUAUGCAAGUUUAGCUAUCGUCACUUUCCUCGCUGGAUUCGCUUUCUAUGCAAUGUUCCACAAGAGGGACAGAAAUGAAGAAGCUGAAAAUGCAAUCGGAAAAGAUAGGCAAGAGUGAGCUUUGAAAAUGGAUUUGUAAUAUAAUUGAUACCUUUA
This is a messenger RNA of Wallemia mellicola CBS 633.66, 1796 nucleotides long. RefSeq names its product PTR2-domain-containing protein. Gene Ontology annotation, cellular component: membrane. The record is from RefSeq and is a predicted model, not a curated record. Bases 1 to 1758 code for a protein of 585 amino acids. Gene Ontology annotation, biological process: transmembrane transport. Gene Ontology annotation, molecular function: dipeptide transmembrane transporter activity. The transcript has 4 exons. NCBI's taxonomy places the organism in Eukaryota, Fungi, Basidiomycota, Wallemiomycetes, Wallemiales, Wallemiaceae.